Leishmania mexicana MHOM/GT/2001/U1103 is the source of this 2019-nucleotide messenger RNA. RefSeq lists its product as hypothetical. NCBI's taxonomy places the organism in Eukaryota, Euglenozoa, Kinetoplastea, Trypanosomatida, Trypanosomatidae. The transcript has a single exon. Gene Ontology annotation, cellular component: eukaryotic translation initiation factor 2B complex; guanyl-nucleotide exchange factor complex. Gene Ontology annotation, biological process: cytoplasmic translational initiation. Bases 1 to 2019 code for a protein of 672 amino acids. Gene Ontology annotation, molecular function: guanyl-nucleotide exchange factor activity; translation initiation factor activity. The record is from RefSeq and is a predicted model, not a curated record.
AUGUCCUCCGACACUGCCGCGUCCUGUCUGCUGGACAUUGUUGUCUUCGCGGGCGGGGACUCACUGGAUCUGAUGCCGCUGACUGCCGUGGAGCAGAAGACGAUGCUGCGGAUCUGCAACCGACCCUUGAUUUGGUACGCCAUCACGCCAUGGAUCGAGGCAGGCUUUCGCUGCUUCUUUCUGUGCGUCAACGAGGACUACGCGACACUGCGAGCGUACCUCUCUCGGGCUUUUGACGGCAUCGACUUCCACUAUAUUCUUGUUCCCUCCAACAUUGGCGAUCACCCGUCCACAACGUGCGACGCUGUCAAGGCGUACCUCAAGCACAAGGAGGCGCUGCGGGUUGGCGAGGAGGGCACGCUCGCCGAGGUUUCUCGUGGCAUGCCGGAUCGCGACGACCCCGCGAUGAACGUGGAGGCAAGCGGUGGCCGCUCUCCUUCUGUGAUGUCACUGCAUGAGGCGCAACAGUACCGCGGCGCCAGUGGCAGCCGAAAUCACGGUGGCAGCACCAGCCACAGCAAUCGUGACCCGCUGAGGCUCGAGCGCAUGAACAGCGCCGGCCUCCCGCGCGAUGCUCUGCUGCUGAGCUGCGACACCAUCCUUGUCGACGUUGACGUAGCGAGCUUCGUGGAGCGUCACUACGCCUCUCUGGCGUCCGUGACGGCAUUGCUAUACCGCCCUCUGCGCAAGCGCGGCGGCGGUGAUCACAAAGGUGGCCACCGACACGGAAAGGGUGGUGGUGGUGCUUCAGCCGACGCCGCGGAGGUGUCCUACACCCACGCGCUGUCGUGUGUUGCCUACGAGGAGACAGAUGUGCUUGUCUCCAUGGCACUCGGUGCGGCCUCUAGCGCGCCAACCUCCUCAUGUAGCCGACACUUGCCGAGUGGGCUGCUGUCGCAGUCGCUGCACGCCUCUGCCGGCCUGAGUGCCCGCUCACCCUGCGAGGCACGCACCAUGACGGCCGAGCCCGUUCACGUCCACCACCACCGCAUGCACUACCUCAACCCGCUCGAGGGCAAGCCUGAGGUGCGUAUUACCACGGCGUUCGCAGCGCGCCGUCCUGACUUGACGUUCGCCGCCGAUGUUGUCGACGCGCACGCGUACCUGAUGAGCCGUUGGGUGCUCGAGUUUAUUGCGGAAUCGGCAGGCGUUUCGGACAUGAGCGUGCGCAAGGACAUUCUGCCUCUGCUGGCACGUAGUCAACACACCACUGUCAACGUAGCUGAAAAAGUGUUCGUGACGCCGGCGGAGAAGCUGAAGAUGAACGUGCCGCUUCACUGGCUCGGCGAGGGCGCCGAGAUCUCGGCGCAGUCGCUUAACGCUGCGUGUGGACUUUCACUGCCGGAGGUGACAGACUCGCUGCGCGUGUUCUGCACUAUCUACGAGGAGGACCCCGACGUGGGGUGCCGCAUCUGCCGCAUGAACACCCGCGACAACUACCGCGCACUGAACCACGACAUCAUCUCCGCCAAGUGCUCCCAGCUUCAGCUAGAGGAGCCACCGCUGAGCACCGGCGGUGUUGCAGGCACUGGUGGUGCAUUCGGCGGAGGCACCAGAGCCAUGAACCGCUUCGCGCUACCAUCCUUACUUCCCCAUGGCGGCGCCCACGCCGGCCACAUAAGCGCUGCUGGUGGAGCAGCACAUGGCGACAGCGGCAAGCCGGCACCGUCCGCUGGCGCUGUGGCCCUUUCCUCACUCCUUCCGGAUAACCCGAUCACGCUGCGGGAGAAGAUUGGCGACCAGCAGGUGUGCAUUAUCGGCAGUUUCAUCGACUCCGUCCCGCCACCGAACGUGUUCGUGACGCGCAGUGUGAUUGGCGCGCACGUCACGCUGGAACCCGGCGUUCGCAUCACGGACAGCAUCCUCAUGGGCAACGUUGAGAUUGGUGCCAAGGCGGUCGUGUCGAAUAGCGUCAUCGGCACCGGUGCUGUCGUGAACGCCGGAUGUCGCGUUGUGGGCACCAUUGUCGGGCCCCGUUGCGUCGUCGAGGAGAACGCAAGCGACACCAUAAUUGAGUAA